UGCGCAGAGCUUUUUGGGUCGUCAAGGGGGCAAGACGUUCGCGCUUGCGGGGUGAAGUCGGCGGGAAAGGCGUCCCGGCGACGCAAUAUCUUCUGUGUCUUCAUCAUCGUCACCGCCGCGGUCUUCCUGCCAGUUCACCACGGCCGAGAGGCUGACGAUGCCCCUUCGACACCAAAUUUCAGUGUACGCCCCGGACACAAGGAACCACGGCGACAGCCCCCACACAGAGGGCAUGGACUACCUGCUGAUGGCCACCGACCUGGAGCUCUUCUGCAAGGAAAGGGGCCUGCAGGAGGCGGCCAUCCUGGGACACAGCAUGGGAGGCAGGGUGGCCAUGACCUUUGCGCUGACGCAACCAUCCAUGGUGGAGCGCCUGGUGGUGGUGGACGUGGCACCGACCUUCAUGCCCCCCACCAUCGAGAGCGAUUUGCUCACCUGCGUCAGGGCCACGAGGGACGCGCUGAAGCAUAUCUCCCCCGAGAUGAGCUCUCCAGCCGCGCGCAAGGAAGCCGAGAAACAGCUGGGUCGCGUCAUCCAGGUGCACGACGUAGUGAAGCUUCUCCUGACCAACCUUCGCAAAGGAGAAUGCAGUUACGAGUGGCAAUUCAAUGCCGAGACGCUGGAGUCGUGUGCGCGCAACAUCACCCAGAUGCCGGAACUGAAGGGUCUGACUUACGAUGGUAGGGUGCUCUUCAUCUGCGGACGCAACUCAAUCUGGGUCAGGGAAGAGCAUCACGGUCCAAUCAGGGAACGGUUUCCGAAAGCCGACAUCGUGUACGUGGAAAACGCGGGGCAUUUGGUUCAAGUCGACAAGCCCGCAGAAUUUCUAAAGCUGGUCACCAACUUCCUGAAAUAUGACGACACAUGAGAGUUGCACCUGUUUGCUGCUGUAUCAUGUCUUCGUCAACAGGUUUGUUCAUAUAAACCUUUUCUGUGUACUUUCGUCCCCUGCCACCUAGUAGGCGUAUCCGGUAU
Molecule: messenger RNA, 975 nt
Organism: Ixodes scapularis (black-legged tick)
Lineage: Eukaryota; Metazoa; Arthropoda; Arachnida; Ixodida; Ixodidae
Product: protein ABHD11
Exons: 5
Coding region: 158-868 (236 amino acids)
Cellular component (GO): mitochondrion
Molecular function (GO): catalytic activity
Source: RefSeq, a predicted model, not a curated record